This is a messenger RNA of Stereum hirsutum FP-91666 SS1, 2954 nucleotides long. Its product is annotated as Trimethyllysine dioxygenase. Lineage: Eukaryota; Fungi; Basidiomycota; Agaricomycetes; Russulales; Stereaceae. Gene Ontology annotation, biological process: carnitine biosynthetic process. The coding region runs from base 19 to 1452 and encodes 477 amino acids. Gene Ontology annotation, molecular function: trimethyllysine dioxygenase activity; iron ion binding. The record is from RefSeq and is a predicted model, not a curated record. The transcript is spliced from 15 exons. Gene Ontology annotation, cellular component: mitochondrion.
CCGCUCUCAUUCCCCACCAUGCUCGCCCUCCGUACGCUCUCCGAAAUGGCCCGAGCGUCGUCUUUCGCGAGGGCACUAACGGCGCCAACCGUCAGGGCUCGCCAAAUCUCCACCGACCGCCAGUCCCUGGUCCAAAAGCCAUUCUUGACUCGCCCGGCAUCGUCGGCAGUGGCCAUUAAACAAGUCUCGCGUCCAUCUCCGAGCGCGUACUCUGUGGACUACGAAAGGUCUCCCACGAGCACCGCAGAUCAACACGAGGUUUUAAUAAAAUGGGAUGACAAUCAGCGGUCGAAGUAUCACCAUGUCUGGCUGCGCGACCACUGUCGCUGCCCUGAGUGCUUCCAUCCUGUAACAAAACAGCGUCUCGUCAACACGUUUGAGAUUCCACCAGAUAUUGAACCCGUCUCCGUCCGUUCGAACCAACAAGGCUUGCAGAUCACCUGGCCUUCCCCACCACAGCCUCACGCGUCUUUCUAUCCUUGGUCAUGGCUCAAGGCGAACAGCUAUGAUCCCCCCGCGCUGCAAUCUAGUCGAAACGAGAAGAUCCUCUGGGGAUCCAAGAUCGCCCAAGGUCCCCCGUCAGUGGCCUACGAGGAGGUCAUGGCGCCGGGUGGCGAUGGCCUCUAUAGGUGGCUAUCUCAGAUCGACAGAUUCGGUUUCUGCUUCGUCGCAGGUGUGCCCCCGACGCCGGAAGCUACAGAACAGCUGUCGACCCGUAUAGGCUUCAUCCGCGAAACGCACUAUGGCAAGUUCUGGGAUUUCACCGCUGACCUCGCUCGUGGCGAUACCGCCUACACCAACCUGGCCCUCGGCGCGCACACCGACAACACCUACUUUUCCGACCCCUGUGGCCUCCAACUCUUCCAUCUUCUCUCGCACACCGAGGGAACCGGUGGUGCCACACUGCUCGUCGACGGUUUCCACGUAGCCACAACUCUUCGCGAGCGCCACCCGGAAUUGUAUCGUCUUCUCGCGACGGUGCCUGUCCCGGCGCAUGCUGCGGGCGAAGAGGAUAGUUUCUAUUUUGAUGAGAGGCCUGUGCUGGGUGUGGAUGGAUAUACGAAAGAGCUGCGGUCUGUGAGGUGGAAUAAUGAUGAUCGGAGCGUGGUCAAGGGUGUACCGCGCGGCAAAAUGCUGCAAUGGUACGAUGCUAUUCGGACUUGGAACGAAGGUCUUACCAGUUCAGAAUCGGAGUACUGGGUGCAACUAACCCCCGGUACCGUCAUCGCCAUCGACAACCACCGCGUGCUGCACGGCCGCUCAGCCUUCACGGGCAAACGCCGCAUGUGCGGCGCCUACAUCGGCAUGGACGAGUUUCGUUCGAAACUUGCUGUUCUCUCCGAGAGGUUCGAUAGGAAGACGCGGGACGCUGCUCACGUCCACGGCGGCCACCGACACGGGCACGGGGCUGUCGAAGGAAAAGGAAGGAGUAUAUGGAGCUCUGGGCUCUGAGCGGGUUGCUCUUUAUUCUUAAAAUUUAUGACGUAUCGCAGCACGGUCUCGUCAGCCGUACGUCGAUAGGCCCUCUGGUGGCUGAUCAACGGACAUUUGUUUAUUUCUCUUUUAUCGUUCUUUAUAUCUCAGUCUGCCCUCUGUUGUUUGUUUCCCCUCUCUCUCACUCUCUCUCUCACUCGUGGAUUCGCACAUCACUAUGGAUCGGACCUUGACCCCAUCACCAGCACUAGCACUGGUCUUUAGACUUUGAUCAUGACUGGCGAUUAUGCUGUUUUUCCUUUUCGCUUUCGCAUUUCUCUUAUUGUGCCAGCGGCUUUCGACGCACUCAAAAGACGAUGUUCGUAUGUUCAUAUGUCCAUAUGUAACGCUUCUAUCGUUAUCUCUUUGUUGUUUGUUGUUCCUUUACUCUUCCUUCUUUACUCAGCCGCUUAUUUACACGCUCGCAAUGGAACGGCACCGGACAAUUUUGGAUUUCCCUCUCUUUCUCUUGUGCGUGGUGGAGCAUGUCGGUGUUCCGCAGCCUGGGAGAUUUCGGCUGACAGUUAUUGAUCCAGACUGGUCCUGUGGGCUAUACCUGCCUGUUUCCGCGAUUGUAAACUUGGACUUAAGGAGGCCUUGGGAAUCUGGGAUCGGACGUGGGUCACGGGGGCGGCUUGGGAAUGGGUUUUGGGGGUGGUGGGAUUUUGAGGACGUUUUGAUCGUGCUCGUACUUGCCGUCACCCAGUCGCCAACUGCCCUGCUUCAAACAAUCCGCGGCCCCAGUCAAGAAGCUUUUCAGAGUAAACAGCCUCAUUGUGGCGAUGUGUAUAGCUUAUAUCACAGCACAUCGUUCGCGAUCUCGACUGACGGUACGUUUCAUAUACUCUGCCUUGACUCGAAUGCAUCGCCUGGUAUGUUGAUUGAAAGAAACGCCGCCGCACGGUCUCAUGGAUCACAGCGCUCCGGGUAUGGUGGACGCGCCGUUCUUGCGUGCCGUUGAUGAAUGUUGUUAGCCGGGAUGUCGUCUCGCCUUGUUGCCCGUAUGCGGCGCUCAUUCUGGAGAGUAAACGAAAUGUAUAAAUGGGGGCCUCGAAGGGAUUGUUGGCACAUCGUCCAUCGUCUCUGUGAAGCUAUGAAGGCUCCCUUCGCGUUGACUUUCGCUUCCUUCGUCUUUUACUCUCUUGCUUUGCAGCUACCUGUCCAACGGCGCGCUGUGUCAACCUCUAACGGGUUUUCUGCCUCCGUCAAAUCAGCCGCCGUCAAUUCCUCAGAUAACAGUGGAAACGUCGGCAUCAUAAAUAGCGAUGAUAGGCUCUAUGUCGCCAAUGUCACAGUGGGGGGGAUAGUCAUAGAAGUGCAAAUUGACACAGGCUCUGACAACCUCUGGGUCCUUCCAGAGACACCGAUUCCGAACUUGAACGUCAGCGCUAAUAGCUCGGUAUACCUUGGAUAUGGCACUGGAAGCGCCACCGGCCCUGUUGCUUUCGCAGAAGUAUCUAUGGGGACGCAUACGGUAUCCU